AUAUAUAUAUACCAACUCUCUCAUCUCCAAUCCUGAGGUUAAAGAGACGGCAAAGAAUCGCUGUCCGCUUCGACUAAGCCACUGCUUCGUCUUGGUCCUCGGUUUUGCUCCCUUCUCUCGCACUCUCAAACCCUAACCCUAGAUUCUCGUAAUUCAGCAACAAUGGUGAAACCUACCAAGGCCGAGAAGAAGAUCGCUUACGACGCCAAGCUAUGCCAGCUUCUCGAUGACUACACCCAGAUCCUCGUCGUCAACGCUGACAACGUCGGCUCCAAUCAGCUGCAGAACAUUCGCCGUGGUCUCCGUGGCGAUUCGGUGGUUCUUAUGGGGAAGAACACUAUGAUGAAGCGUACUGUGAGGAUUCACGCUGAGAAGUCCGGCAACAAUGUCUAUCUCAACCUUAUCCCCCUCCUUGUUGGAAAUGUUGGGUUGAUCUUCACAAAAGGUGACUUGAAGGAGGUUAGCGAGGAGGUUGCUAAGUACAAGGUUGGAGCUCCUGCUCGUGUUGGUUUGGUUGCUCCAAUUGAUGUGGUUGUUCCUCCUGGCAACACAGGGCUCGACCCCUCUCAGACUUCUUUCUUCCAGGUGCUCAACAUUCCUACCAAGAUUAACAAGGGUACUGUGGAAAUCAUUACCCCUGUUGAACUUAUUAAGAAGGGGGACAAGGUUGGCUCUUCUGAAGCUGCAUUGCUUGCCAAGCUAGGCAUUAGGCCCUUCUCAUAUGGGCUUGUGGUCCUCUCUGUUUAUGACAAUGGUUCUGUGUUCAGCCCUGAGGUUCUUGAUCUUACUGAGGAUGACCUUGUUGGGAAGUUUGCCAUUGGUGUUUCAAUGGUCACUGCCCUCUCAUUGGCCAUCUCAUUCCCAACACUGGCAGCUGCACCACAUAUGUUUGUCAAUGCGUAUAAGAAUAUUCUUGCUGUUGCACUUGCCACUGAAUAUUCUUUCCCUCAGGCUGAUGAGGUUAAGGAGUACUUGAAGGACCCAAGCAAGUUUGCUGUAGCUGCCACUGCUGCUGCCCCCGCUGCUGCUGCCGCUCCAGCUGCCGCUGCUGCUAAGGAGGAGGAAAAGAAGGAGGACCCUGCAGAAGAAUCUGAUGAAGACGGCUUGGGUUUCGGUCUAUUUGAUGAAUAGUUCACCUGCUUUAUUGAGUUGUUUCAUUCGUACUUUAUUUUUGUUCUUUUAGAUUUGAUGUUAUACAUUCCUCAUUUUAGGUACUUAUCUUAUUGUUUUCCAUUUAAUAUUUUACCUUACGACUCCUUUUAAAAUGGUAAAUUUCUUAGUUUCUAAGUGAUUUUGGCUCAA
This is a messenger RNA of Lotus japonicus, 1302 nucleotides long. Its product is annotated as 60S acidic ribosomal protein P0. Lineage: Eukaryota; Viridiplantae; Streptophyta; Magnoliopsida; Fabales; Fabaceae. Gene Ontology annotation, molecular function: large ribosomal subunit rRNA binding; structural constituent of ribosome. Gene Ontology annotation, biological process: cytoplasmic translation; ribosomal large subunit assembly; ribosome biogenesis. The transcript has 5 exons. The coding region runs from base 163 to 1131 and encodes 322 amino acids. Gene Ontology annotation, cellular component: cytosolic large ribosomal subunit. The record is from RefSeq and is a predicted model, not a curated record.